This is a messenger RNA of Salmo salar (Atlantic salmon), 4242 nucleotides long. RefSeq names its product sialoadhesin. The record is from RefSeq and is a predicted model, not a curated record. NCBI's taxonomy places the organism in Eukaryota, Metazoa, Chordata, Actinopteri, Salmoniformes, Salmonidae.
GUCAGUCAGUCAGUCAGACAGUCAGACAGUCAGACAGUCAGUCAGACACAGUUGCAGUUGAAUAGGACAUACAUACACAACAUACUUCUUAUUUGAUCCUUCCUACUAUUCUAUCUGUUGGCAAAAAAAGAGACAUGGCUGGCGCUUUAAGAUUCCUCCUCAGUGGCUGUCUGCUGCAAGGUGUUCUCUGUGCAGAUUGGACAGCCUUGAUGCCUCAGAGUAUAAAGGCUCUGAAGGGAUCAUGUGUGCGCAUUCCCUGCUCAUUUACACUUGGUUCUUUGGAGUCAGUGGACUAUAAUCCCUGCCUAAAAACUCACUCAUGUAAUGCCAUUUGGAUGAGAGGUGGAACAGAUAAGACAAACACAGUAGGCUCCAGUCCAUCUGGGAACUUGAACCAGAAAGACUGUACUACAAUCCUGGACAACAUGCCUACUGGUGACACGUAUUACCUCAGACUAGAAUGUGGCAAUUGUGUCAAGUUUAAUUUUGGCACACCUGUUCAAGUCAAUAUCGCAGACGCUCCCCCCACACCCACUCUAACCCCAGCUACAGUGGAAGUGAGGGAGGGGACCUCAGUGAGUUUGAUUUGCUCUGCUGCAGCCCCAUGUCCCUCUCGCCACCCAACUCUGACAUGGACCCCCAGUCUGGGUCAAAGUGUGGAGAGACUACAGGAGAAUCAAGAUAAAACUCAAGUCAAGACCUCUUCUCUGACCUUCACUGCUUCAUACCUCCAUCAUGAACAGUACAUCUCCUGCACUGCUCUCUACAAACAACAAGACGACAGGAAUGUCAAGUCACCUGAAACUAGUCUGACCGUCACGGUUCUAUUUUCUCCCAAGAACACCUCAGUGUCAGUCAGUCCCUCUGGUCCAGUGGUAGAGGGCAGCUCCGUGACUCUGACCUGCAGCAGCAAUGCCAACCCAGCAGUGAGCUACACCUGGUACAGAGUCAAUGGAGUUCAAGUGACAACAAUGGGGUCUAGCAGAAUGCUAACUAUCCAGGUGUCUGCAAACAACAGUCUGUUCUACUGUGAAGCCAGAAAUGACCAUGGAACCGAGAACUCCUCUGUCAUUCAACUAGAUUUGCCAUAUCCUCCCAUGUAUACCUCAGUGUUAGUCAGUCCCUCUGGUCCAGUGGUAGAGGACAGUUCUGUGACUCUGACCUGCAGCAGCAAUGCCAACCCAGCAGUGAAGACCUACAACUGGUACAGAGUCAAUGGAGUUCAGGGGACAUCAAUAGGACAUGGAGAGAAACAUCAGACCCAGGUGUCCACAGAUCAAAGAAAGUUCUACUGUGAAGCCAGAAAUGUCCAUGGAACACAGAACUCAUCAGUCUUUGAACUGGAUGUAAUGUACUCCCCAAAGAACACCUCCGUGUCAGUCAGUCCCUCUGGUUCAGUGAUAGAGGGCAGUUCUGUGACUCUGACCUGCAACAGCAAUGCCAAUCCAGCAGUGAAGACCUACACCUGGUACACAAUCAGGGGAGCUCGGGAGAUACCAGUGAAGAAUAUGCCAGAGCUAACUGUCCAGGUGUUGACAGAUAACAGCAAGUUCUACUGUGAGGCCAAAAAUGACCAUGGAAUCCAGAAAUCCUCUGCCUUUCAACUAGAUAUGAUGUACCCUCCCAAGAACACCUCAGUGUCAGUCAGUCCCUCUGGUUCAGUGGUAGAGGGCAGCUCUGUGACUCUGACCUGCAGCAGCGAUGCCAAUCCAGCAGUGAGCUACACCUGGUACAGAGUCAAUGGAGUUCAGGUGACAUCAAUAGGACAUGGAGACAAACAUCAGACCCAGGUGUACACAGAUCACAGACAGUUUUACUGUGGUGCCACAAAUGACCAUGGCACUAAGAACUCAUCAGUCAUUGAACUGAAUGUAUUGUUUCCUCCCAAGAACACCUCAGUGUCAGUCAGUCCCUCUGGUUCAGUGGUAGAGGGCAGCUCUGUGACUCUGACCUGCAGCAGCAAUGCCAACCCAGCUGUGAAAAACUACACCUGGUACAGAGUCAAUGGAGGCCAAGUGACACGAAUUGCUAAUGAAAAAGAGUUAAAAACGGAAGCAUCUACAGACAACCACCAGUUUUACUGUGAGGCCAGAAAUGACCAUGGGACAAAGAACUCAUCAAUCAUUCUACUGAAUGUGCUAUACCCACCAAAAAACAUCUCAGUGUCAGUCAGUCCCUCUAGUUCAGUGGUAGAGGGCAGCCCUGUGACUCUGACCUGCAGCAGCAAUGCCAACCCAGCGGGGAGCUACACCUGGUACAGAGUCAAUCAAGAACAGGUCACAGAAGUGGGGUCUAGCAGAAUGCUAACUAUCAAGGUACCAGCAGACAACAGCCAGUUCUAUUGUGAGACCAGAAAUCGUCUUGGAUUCCAGAACUCAUCUGUCACUCAACUAGAUGGGAUGUAUCCUCCCAAGAACACCUCAUUGUCGGUCAGUCCCUCUGGUUCAGUGGUAGAGGGCAGCUCUGUGACUCUGACCUGCAGCAGCAAUGCCAACCCAGCAGUGAAGACCUACACCUGGUACAGAGUCAAUGGGAAUGAGGGAGUCAUUGUAGGAUCUGGACAAAGCUUCACCUUCAAUAAGAUUGCUAUCAAUGAUAGUGGGCGGUACUAUUGCGAAACAGAGAACAAGCAUGGGGUGGACAACUCAACAACUACUAACAUAGAUGUGAAAUAUUCACCAAAAAACAGCUCAGUGUCAGUCAGUCCCUCUAGUUCAGUGGUAGAGGGCAGCUCUGUGACUCUGACCUGCAGCAGCAAUGCCAACCCAGUGGGGAGCUACACCUGGUACAGAGUCAAUCAAGAACAGGUCACAGAAGUGGGGUCUAGCAGAAUGCUAACUAUCAAGGUACCAGCAGACAGCAGCCAGUUCUAUUGUGAGACCAGAAAUCGUCUUGGAUCCCAGAACUCAUCUGUCACUCAACUAGAUGGGAUGUAUCCUCCCAAGAACACCUCAUUGUCGGUCAGUCCCUCUGGUUCAGUGGUAGAGGGCAGCUCUGUGACUCUGACCUGCAGCAGCAAUGCCAACCCAGCAGUGAAGACCUACACCUGGUACAGAGUCAAUGGGAAUGAGGGAGUCAUUGUAGGAUCUGGACAGAGCUUCACCUUCAAUAAGAUUGCUAUCAAUGAUAGUGGGCGGUACUAUUGCGAAGCAGAGAACAAGCAUGGGGUGGACAACUCAACAACUACUAACAUAGAUGUGACAUUUGCUCCAAAGAUCCUGCUCUCAUCUCGCUGCAUCAGAACUGCUGAUCAGAUCAACUGUACCUGUGAGAGUCAUGGGAACCCCUCUCCCAAAGUGGAGUGGCGAUUGGCUGGACAGCCUGUCAAUCACUUUACUAAAACUGUCAUCAGAGAGCCAAUGGGCAGCACAGGCCUGAGAAUCUCCCUCACCACCCACCAAUCACAGGAGAAGGACAUGCCCACUCUGGUCUGCCUCAGCACCAACUCUGUAGGAUCUUCCAGCCUCCAGUUCUGUACUCAAUGCCUGGGGAAUCACCAGGGGCUGGACAAAAGCACUGACGUUCUUGAAGGUCAAGUUUCCUUACCAAUCUUCAUCACUGCAAUAUUUGUUUCGGCAUUAAUGACAGCACUGAUAUGUGCUUUACUGUAUCUCCGAAUGGUUCGGGAUCGUUGUUUUAAGGUACUCAGAGGUCAUUACAAAUAUUACGACAGUGAUGUGGGGAUGAACCUAGUUCCAACCAGUGGUGAGAGGACACAGGAUCCUCCUGCGUCAAAAGAAGACAUAUACGCCAGCAGCAUGAUGCCGAGUCAGGCCAGGAGACAGGGAUGCAAACAAGACCUAGAGGCCCCCAGUCCGGGUCCCAAACCCCUGCCUUCCUCCAAAGCCAUCUCUGAGACAGACCGAACCAGCCUUCCCAGUCCUAUCGCUGACACUGCUAUAGAUCCAGCAGAAGGCACUGCAAAGAAGGAGGGGGGUGGCGUGUUUUAUUCCAGUGUGAUUUGGAAGAAGAAGAAGAAGUGGAUGAAGAAGAAGAAUGAGGGGUCCGUGGACGGGGGAAGGGAGGCGUCUAGCGGUUCCUACCUGGAGGAAGAAAGGUGUGUGCUGGGAAAUGUAGGCAGAGACAGAAUAAUGAAGAUACUGGAGAUGGAUAACCUGCAGUUUCUCUAGAUUUUCAUGAAUAUAAUGUGGGCCUAUUGUACUUUCACAAAGAUAUAUUGCUCUUAAUGAAAAUAUAACGCUGUUUUUUUUCACCGCAAAACAAAUAAAAACAUGAAAUGUC